Messenger RNA from Cyprinus carpio (common carp), 985 nucleotides. RefSeq names its product sperm microtubule associated protein 2 (gene spmap2). The record is from RefSeq and is a predicted model, not a curated record. NCBI's taxonomy places the organism in Eukaryota, Metazoa, Chordata, Actinopteri, Cypriniformes, Cyprinidae. Gene Ontology annotation, biological process: spermatogenesis.
AUGUAGCACGUUUACAAACUAGAAGAUUGUUUUUGCUCAAGAUUUAUUAGCUGAAGAUCCUGGUUAAUUCUAGCGCAUUCACGUGGCCUGUUGCUAUGGCGACACGUAACGCGCCGCAGCGCACCUGACGCUCGGAUCGGUGAGUGAGCUGUGGAAGCUUCUGUUUAUCUAAUAAAAAGGCUCGAGGAAACGGUUGUGUUCAGUGAGCUGUGAUGCCUUCGCGGAUAGAGCAGCUCUCGAGGCCCAAACCAAACCUGCUCAAGUUCCCUGACAGGUGCUCAGUAUACUGGCUUGAUGAACUACCAACCAGGUCAAAGAACACCACUACUGCCUUUGAACUGACUCCUCGCUUGGAGCAGCUCGCCCAGAGCAAAGAAUCAAGUCGUUUAAUUGAGGAGAGCAGUAGGUCACCUGAGUGGAUGGUUAGUGCAGCAGCUCUUAAAGCACGUCCUUCUGAAAGAGUGUGUUCACUGGCACUGCCUCGAAUGCCAGCUGAUGGAUGGCAGCCUGAACGCCCUCUGCUGGCCACUUUAAGUGUUGCAGUUAAAAAUGCCAAGCCGAGUCCAAGAAUAUGUCAUCUGGCGCAACCAAAGCAGGUGAAGACACUACUGACAUACUGCAGCGUUGAUUCAAGCGCCCACUCGAUCAGCGUUCCCAACACACCCUCCUCACGCAUACUACAGCUGGCCUCUCCUAAGCAGGUCCAUGCACAACACUCUCUCGCGAGGCCUGUUUCUUGGCCGGUUCCAGAUCAUGUUCUGAAGGCCGUAGCCAGUGAGAGGCUGCAGAAACUGGCUCGACCCAAGACCCGUCAGGCCCUGUUUGAGGGGUACGACCCCUACCGGGUCAGUCCUGCUGCUCGGGCCGCCACCGCGUCCCCCAGACUGCUGGAGCUGUCUUUACCCUUACCACGUAAAUGUAAAGGCCAAUAAGCAAUCAUCGCACCAUCCUCAGUCAAGCUCUUUCAGUAAAUGAUUUUUUUUUA